AUGGAGAAUCACGAUGCUGCAGACAACCAGCAUCAUUCUGUUCCUGCACCAGUAGAGAGAGCCUGGAUCCCAUUUCCCAAGACCGCCAAACCCCUCACCUUCGACUACGGCGCUCAUACAUACGAGAUCCUUCCAGCUCCAAAUUUCCACGAGCACUAUACCCUCGCGUUUGUCGACAAGACAGAGACCGCGGAGAACGAUCAAGCUCGCGAUCCAGCGACCGAAGCUGCUGAAGCCGGCAGCAUGUCUGAGCCUCGCGUGCGCUUGACUCGGCACCAUGCCCAGCUGAACUUUGGCAAUGAGCUUCGUCAGCUUCUCCGUGGAUUUGGCGACACCGCCCCUCACCCUGACUUCCCCCAAGAGCCCAACCCGGAGACUGUCCGCGUCCUCGAUGAAAUCGUCACCGAUUUCAUCAUCGAAACCUGCCACGCCGCAGCCCAGGUUGCAGCUCACGCCGGACGCCAGAAGGUUAAAGUCGAUGAUUUCAUGUUCGUCAUUCGUCGCGACGCCACCAAGUUGGGCCGUGUCCAGGAACUCUUCCAGCUCGAGAAGGAAUUGAAGGAGGCGCGCAAAGCUUUUGAUCAGAAUGACGACCGUGUGGGCAAAGAUGCCGGUGCUGCCAAGGGACUUGGGGAGCUCGCUGGCUCCGAAGGUGGGGUGGCAGAAACUACGGUGGAUGGCACCGAUGCCGCUCCUAAGAAAAAGGGCAAGGGGAAAAGGCGCGCUGCUGGUGCGGAGGCCGCUGCUUCGGAGAGUGGUACGGGCAAGAAGCGCAAGGCUUCCACCAAGGCGGAGUCUACUGCUUGA
Molecule: messenger RNA, 807 nt
Organism: Uncinocarpus reesii 1704
Lineage: Eukaryota; Fungi; Ascomycota; Eurotiomycetes; Onygenales; Onygenaceae
Exons: 2
Coding region: 1-807 (268 amino acids)
Biological process (GO): transcription by RNA polymerase II; RNA polymerase II preinitiation complex assembly
Cellular component (GO): transcription factor TFIID complex
Molecular function (GO): protein heterodimerization activity
Source: RefSeq, a predicted model, not a curated record